Molecule: messenger RNA, 627 nt
Organism: Sphenostylis stenocarpa
Lineage: Eukaryota; Viridiplantae; Streptophyta; Magnoliopsida; Fabales; Fabaceae
Source: the annotation of a GenBank genome assembly
AUGGGGAGGGGAAAGAUUGAGAUCAAGAGGAUCGAGAACUCGAGCAACAGGCAAGUUACCUACUCUAAGAGAAAGAAUGGGAUCCUAAAGAAGGCUAAGGAAAUCACUGUUCUAUGUGAUGCUCAAGUUUCUCUUAUCAUCUUUGCUGCAUCUGGAAAGAUGCAUGACUACAUCAGCCCUUCUACUACGUUGAUUGACAUAUUGGAGAGGUACCACAAGACCUCAGGGAAGAGGCUUUGGGACGCCAAGCAUGAGAACCUAAACAGUGAAAUUGAGAGACUCAAGAAAGAGAAUGACAGCAUGCAAAUUGAGCUCAGGCACUUGAAGGGGGAGGAUAUAAACUCUCUCAACUACAAGGAACUCAUGGCCUUAGAAGAUGCCUUAGAAACUGGUCUCGUAAGUGUCCGCGAGAAACAGAUGGAUGUGUACAGGAUGUUCAGGAGAAAUGACAAGAUCUUGGAGGAAGAGAACAGGGAACUUAAUUUUCUCUGGCAACAACGUUUGGCAGUGGAAGGUGCGAGAGAAGUGGAGAAUGGAUUCGAUCAGAGCGUGAGGGAUUACAAUUCCCAUAUGCCAUUUGCCUUUCGUGUGCAACCAAUGCAGCCAAAUCUUCAAGAAAGGAUCUAA